Molecule: messenger RNA, 2895 nt
Organism: Pungitius pungitius (ninespine stickleback)
Lineage: Eukaryota; Metazoa; Chordata; Actinopteri; Perciformes; Gasterosteidae
Gene: elovl4a
Product: ELOVL fatty acid elongase 4a
Exons: 7
Coding region: 252-1208 (318 amino acids)
Biological process (GO): sphingolipid biosynthetic process; fatty acid elongation, saturated fatty acid; fatty acid elongation, polyunsaturated fatty acid
Cellular component (GO): endoplasmic reticulum membrane; endoplasmic reticulum
Molecular function (GO): fatty acid elongase activity
Source: RefSeq, a predicted model, not a curated record
AAGUCUGUCCUUGUGUGGGACCAGAGGAGGAUUGAGGGAGGCAGACGCGCAGUGCAGCCUUGUGUGGUUCCUUAACGACAAUUUCAUGCCAUCGCCGUUUAUUCAACGGCGAUACGGCGUCGAUCGAUCGAUCCACAGAGAACGCGCGCACUCGAUCCCCACGCGAAAUAACGCGCGCUGCGUGACCUUGCAUUGAAUGUCAUUUUAGACGGAUAUUUUGUAUAGCGCCGACACGGUCAUCGGCCACAGCCAUGGAGAUUGUCACUCAUUUAAUUAACGACACCAUAGAGUUCUACAAGUGGACCCUAACCAUUGCAGACAAGCGAGUGGAGAAAUGGCCCCUCAUGGACAACCCCCUGCCCACGCUGGCCAUCAGCACCUCCUACCUGCUAAUCCUCUGGCUGGGGCCCAAAUACAUGAAGAACAGGGAGCCCUUCCAGCUACGCAAAACCCUCAUCGUCUACAACUUCAGCAUGGUCUUCCUCAACUUCUUCAUCUUUAAAGAGCUGUUCCUGGCAGCGCGGGCGGCAAGCUACAGCUACAUCUGUCAACCGGUGGACCAUUCAGAAGACCCCAAUGAAGUCAGGGUGGCAGGAGCCCUGUGGUGGUAUUUCAUCUCUAAGGGCAUCGAGUAUCUGGACACGGUGUUUUUCAUCCUGAGGAAAAAAUUCAACCAGGUUACUUUCUUGCAUGUCUACCACCACUGCACCAUGUUCACUCUCUGGUGGAUCGGCAUCAAGUGGGUGGCAGGAGGACAGUCAUUCUUUGGGGCCCACAUGAACGCAGCCAUCCACGUCUUGAUGUAUCUUUACUACGGCCUGGCCUCCUGUGGACCUAAGAUCCAAAAGUACCUGUGGUGGAAGAAGUACCUGACAAUCAUUCAGAUGAUCCAGUUCCAUGUCACCAUCGGCCACACGGCCUUGUCCCUCUACGUCAACUGUAACUUCCCCCACUGGAUGCACUACUCCCUCAUCUGCUACGCCAUCACCUUCAUCGUCCUCUUCGGCAACUUCUACUACCAGACCUACCGCCGCCAACAGCCCAGGCGCGACGCCUCCUCCUCCAAAGGGGGCAAGGCCCCCUCUAACGGGACCCUCAACGGGCUCAGCAAGGCCGCCAACGGAGCAGUGGCGAUGGGGAGGAAGGAGGAGAAGGCCCAGGAACACUCUGGGAGGAGAAAGAGGAAAGGAAGAGCCAAAAGAGAUUAGGAGAGGAGGAGAUACGGAGAGGUGGAGGUGAGGUAGGGCCUGGCUUUGGGUUCUGGGUUGACUUCAUUUGAGCGAGAUUUAGACUGACUGAGGCGUUAAGGUUGGUUGUGUUUAUUUAAGCCGGUAACCGAGUUGUUUUAGAUCAAAUAUGAGACACCUUUGUGUUGAGAGAGAACCACUUUGUUGCCAAGAGGUGUCUCAAAUAGCCUAAAAUACAGUAGUGUAUAGUUCGGGAUAAAUCUCAGUAUUGCUUCUCUUUACGGUGGUGCCACGUACUGUGGAUCUGGUACAAAAAGUGACUCCGUGUAGAAAGGAACCCGAUCAUUUGGCAUGCUGGGAAGGCUUCAUUAAAAGUUCCUGAGUCGCUCAAAAAAAGACUCUACGGUUCAUAGUGUUGCUGCUGUAUCGAGAGAGGAACACACAACACAACACGCAAAACACGUCAACGUAUAUUUGAGUAUAUCAUCGUUUUUUUAUUUUUCACCUUUACAGACAACUGAGUGAUGAUGUACAGUAUCACGGCAUUUUGACCUCAUCGUAUUGACGUUUUUAUUGAUGUUACUUGUGAGAGACUUAAGUUUACACUUCUUGUUUACUGAAAAAAACACCUCGGCAGUCGUCCUUUUCAUUUGUGAACACACACUUGUCUUCAUUCCUUUUUAUUUGAAGUUGUGGACUCAGCUGCCACGUGUUUUUGAGCUGUCAUCCAUUACUGCGCCGUUCACAUCACAAUUAAGGAAAACAAAUCAAUAUCCAGAGGUGAGAUGUACAUCGAAAUCGAAAUUGAUUGAUUUGUAACCCUUUGAGACGUGGAUGGGGGUUGUUCUAGCACUGCUUUAUGAUAGAAUAAUCAUCAACUGUAUCUCUCAGAAGGUUGCAAAUACAUUUUCUAUUUCUGCAUAUGACCAUCGGAGGUUUUAUAUAUCCCUACCUGUACGUAAUGCUAUGUGAUAUAAUGAAUAUUAUCCAGAGAAAUGAUGAAUCUGAUGAUUAUAUCAAUGUUCCCUGUUUUGACAGGAAAGCUGGUGGAGGUGUGUCUCUGCAGAUGUUUUUCCUGUCUUUUUUUCUAUUAUCUCUGCCGUCGUUGUUUGUCUCAACAUGCUGGUGAAAAUCUUGUGUUGCCCGAAAGAAAAAAAAAUGCUAGUGGAGAUUUUGGGAAGUUUGCCAAGACAGUUUUUAUCAAGUAACAGAGCCUUCUUGAGUACCAUUUCUUCCCAUAUUCAAUCAAAUAUUUUUUUUGUGUGUCUAUGUUUGAAAGCUUAACCUCUGUCCUGAUCUGGCUUGAAUUUAAAUUUAUCAGGGGGAAUUUGGAUUUAAAAGAAUAAAAAGGAUGGAUUAUUUCCAAAAGCUGGUGAAAAUCUACAGUGACUUUGUAUUUUGAGGAAUAACUUUGCUCAGCAUCUAGUACCUAGAAUAACAAUCAGUGGUCUAUGAUCAUCGGCUAUGUGUCAGUAAGUCCAGCUUCUAGUCUUACACCUAUAAAUACAUUUUGAUGUUAUUUAGUGCUUUUUAUUUAUUUUUGUGUAAAUACCAAUUUUCUUGCUACUGUGAGUGCUUGUCUGUGUAUUUGUAUUAUUUUUAUGUUGUACAUAUUACAUUGUGAUAUUUUGUACACUGUGCAUUUGGGAAUGUUCCCAGCUUUUUAGCUUGGACAUUUACAUGUCCACACUGCUUGCGUGUUUUUUAA